Messenger RNA from Phycodurus eques (leafy seadragon), 1708 nucleotides. Its product is annotated as cell division control protein 42 homolog. The record is from RefSeq and is a predicted model, not a curated record. The coding region runs from base 217 to 792 and encodes 191 amino acids. Gene Ontology annotation, cellular component: dendritic spine. Lineage: Eukaryota; Metazoa; Chordata; Actinopteri; Syngnathiformes; Syngnathidae. Gene Ontology annotation, molecular function: GTP binding; GTPase activity. The transcript has 6 exons. Gene Ontology annotation, biological process: small GTPase-mediated signal transduction; modification of synaptic structure.
AAUUUUUUAAAACUGUUAUCUAUUGCAUUUCCCCUCCGCACUCUCGAUAUCCGCUUGUAUUAUUUCUAGUUUAACAGAUGAGUAGGAAGCACUAAAGUAGUGAGCCAAAUUACGCUCCGUGCCAACGCCCGGUCUCAUCGAAGCUAAGCUAGUGCUAGCCAGUGGUCUUUCCGAAGGGCCGCAGAAUUGUCGGCCGCCCUAACACAAGGAAGUGAGAUGCAGACCAUCAAAUGUGUGGUGGUGGGCGAUGGAGCAGUGGGAAAAACCUGUCUACUGAUUUCAUACACCACCAACAAAUUCCCCUCUGAAUAUGUACCAACAGUGUUUGACAACUAUGCAGUAACUGUAAUGAUUGGUGGUGAACCAUACACCCUUGGUUUAUUUGAUACAGCAGGUCAGGAAGAUUAUGACAGGUUACGACCACUAAGCUACCCACAGACGGAUGUCUUCUUAGUCUGCUUCUCAGUUGUUUCGCCAUCCUCAUUUGAAAAUGUUAAAGAAAAGUGGGUCCCGGAAAUCACCCACCACUGUCCCAAGACCCCGUUCCUGUUGGUAGGCACUCAGAUCGACCUACGCGAUGACCCCUCCACUGUGGAAAAGUUAGCCAAGAACAAACAGAAGCCCAUCACCCCGGAGACAGCUGAGAAGUUGGCUCGUGACCUUAAGGCGGUCAAAUAUGUGGAGUGCUCAGCCCUCACGCAGAAAGGAUUAAAGAAUGUGUUUGAUGAGGCAAUACUGGCCGCCCUGGAGCCCCCCGAACCUAAGAAAAGACGUAAAUGUGUUCUGCUCUAAGUUUGGCCUCAGCCUUCUCCACACCCUUCCCUAGGUUAGCAAUACACAGACCACCACAAGUUGAAAGAUCAUGAAAUAUUUGCCUCCUGCCUGAAUUAACCUAAAUACAUAUUCAGCGUGAGCAUGAUUAAGAAUUGAUGCGGUUUGUGCUGACUUCAUACUUCGAAAUGGCCUCACACGAUGACUUUUUAAAAUAUAUCAAAAAGUAGGGGACGUCUAGACAAUUCCGCUUCAUUUAAGUCUACAGAAUGGCUCGUUUUGUCAUACAGUAUUAAUGCACAGAGUAGUUGAGUGCGUUUAGUUGCUCAUUCAAUCAGAGUAUGAAUAUAAAACACAAAAAUUAUAAAAAUCAGCCUUGGGACAGAUCUAUUUGACCUAUUAGUGCUUUUAGCUAACAAUGCCAGUUUAUAUUGCAGUGUGAACACUCCACAUAGAAAGUUGUAUUUAUCUUGAAUACUUAACACAAAUGCUGAUAUUUCACUUUGUAGGUGCAGAGAACGAGGCCAGUGUAUGCUUUUUAAAGAUGGCCGACACGGCUACAUUACAUCAGAUAGUGACGGUGUGUCACACUUCUUUACAAAACUUAAGUGUUUUGAUUCCAGAUCCUGUGAAGGUUUUUAAAUGCCAGAAAGUGUUUGCAUUGGUCUUGUACUAUCGCCACUCCUAGAUGAGGGCUUGAUUUAUUUGUACAUAUGCUUGGAAUAAAUCAUAACUUAUGGACUGAUAAGUGUGCAUUACUGAUGCAAGUUAAGAGAGAAGUUCAGGUGAUGCUGAAAUAAAAUGACCAGAAAGUGUUAAUUCCAAUCGGAAGAUGGGUUUAUUUUUAUUUUUUCCUUUUCAAUUUAACAUCAACCUGUACUGUAUUUUCCUUGUGAUUAAAAUGUCACAAUAAACUAGUAUUUUGAAAAGACUUUAA